CCAAUCUGGAAACUAGGAAGAUGAAGCUCUCGGUGCGGGUCCUUGCCAUCCUCUUCCUUGCUGUUGCCCUUGGAAAGCAGGUCCAAAUCAUUCAUGAACCCGUGGAUAUAAAGGAGAACAUUAUAUUCUCUAUGAAUACAGGAUCACAUCAUCCCCCUGAUUGCUGCUCCUCUACAUCCUACUUCAACCGAAAAAUCCCAUGUGCAUUAAUGGAGAACUAUUUUGAAACGAGCAGUGGGUGCUCCCAGCCUGGGGUUAUCUUCCGCACCAAGAAGAAGAAGCUUAUCUGUGCCAACCCUCUUAAUGAGGAUGUUAAGAACUGCAUGAUGUUCCUAAAGGAACACUCAGAGACUGUGGACCUGAGAAAAAUGAGACUUAUUUGAAGAAAAAACUACCAGGCACCAGCCACUUCACUUUCACCUCUCUUGGCCCAACUACCUCCUGAGAGUUCCUUGGUUUAAACUGGUUUUUGAAGCAACAAUUACAGUAUGUUCUGGUUAUAAAAGCAAUGUGUUAACAA
Erinaceus europaeus (western European hedgehog) is the source of this 520-nucleotide messenger RNA. Its product is annotated as C-C motif chemokine 15-like. Lineage: Eukaryota; Metazoa; Chordata; Mammalia; Eulipotyphla; Erinaceidae. Gene Ontology annotation, biological process: cellular response to tumor necrosis factor; chemokine-mediated signaling pathway; cellular response to interleukin-1. The coding region runs from base 21 to 383 and encodes 120 amino acids. The record is from RefSeq and is a predicted model, not a curated record. The transcript is spliced from 5 exons. Gene Ontology annotation, cellular component: extracellular region. Gene Ontology annotation, molecular function: chemokine activity; CCR chemokine receptor binding.